AUGACGUCCAUAGGCACCGGCUACGAUCUCCUCAACUCCAUCUUCUCGCCAGACGGCCGUAACUUCCAGGUCGAGUACGCAGUCAAGGCCGUGGAGAACGGCGGAACGUCCAUCGGCAUCCGGUGCAAGGAUGGCGUCGUCCUGGCCGUGGAAAAGGUCGUCGGCUCCAAGCUCUUGAAAGCCGGCGCGAACAAGCGUAUCGCGUCCAUCGACAGUCACAUCGGAGCAGCAUACUCCGGCAUGGUCCCCGACGGCCGCCACUUCGUCGACCGCGCCCGUGACGAGUCCCAGAGCUGGCGCCAAAACUUCAAAUCCCCCAUUCCCACAUCCGAUCUCGCCUCCCGCAUGGGCGGCUACCUGCAAGCCUACACCAUGUACGGCUCCGUCCGACCCUUCGGCAUCACCGCCAUCGUCGCCGGCUUCGACGCCUCGGACGAGACCCCCAUGGACGGCGAGGUCGGCUCGGGACCCAAAUGCGGCGCCGGUGGCAAGGUGCCCGGCAAGCACGGCGGCCCCUUCCUCUACAUGAUCGAGCCGAGCGGUCUGUACUGGGGCUACUACGGUGCCGCCACGGGCAAGGGACGACAGGCGGCCAAGGCUGAGCUGGAGAAGCUGGACCUGCCGGCGGGCAACAUAACCAUACACGAGGCUGUGAAGGAGGCGGCGCGCAUCAUAUACGCCGCGUCAAAGGACAACAAGGACAAGGAUUUUGAGUUGGAGAUGACGUGGAUCAGCGGCUCCGACGGCCCUACCAAAGGCCGUCACGUCGAGGUGCCAAAGGAGUUGCGCGAGGAAGCCGAGCGAUUAGCAAAGGCCGAGGACGACUCGGACGACGAUGAAGAUGACAAGAAGGACGACGACAAGAUGGAGGAGUAG
Molecule: messenger RNA, 876 nt
Organism: Drechmeria coniospora
Lineage: Eukaryota; Fungi; Ascomycota; Sordariomycetes; Hypocreales; Ophiocordycipitaceae
Product: proteasome subunit alpha 3
Exons: 3
Coding region: 1-876 (291 amino acids)
Biological process (GO): ubiquitin-dependent protein catabolic process
Cellular component (GO): nucleus; proteasome core complex; proteasome core complex, alpha-subunit complex
Source: RefSeq, a predicted model, not a curated record